This is a messenger RNA of Insectozyma verbasci, 906 nucleotides long. The record is from the annotation of a GenBank genome assembly. Lineage: Eukaryota; Fungi; Ascomycota; Pichiomycetes; Serinales; Debaryomycetaceae.
AUGGAUCAAAAAUUCGUAAUUGAUUUCUUAAUGGGUGGUGUCUCAGCUGCCGUUUCAAAAACAGCAGCAGCUCCAAUUGAAAGAGUUAAAUUAUUAUUACAAAAUCAAGAUGAAAUGAUCAAACAAGGUAGAUUAUCACAUAAAUAUGCUGGUAUCGUUGAUUGUUUCAAAAGAACCGCUAAUCAAGAAGGUAUUAUCUCAUUCUGGAGAGGUAACACAGCUAAUGUUAUUAGAUAUUUCCCAACUCAAGCUUUAAAUUUUGCUUUUAAAGAUAAAUUUAAAGCUAUGUUUGGUUUCAAAAAAGAUGAAGGAUAUUGGAAAUGGUUUGCUGGUAAUUUAGCUUCCGGUGGUUUAGCUGGUGCAACUUCAUUAGCUUUUGUUUAUUCAUUAGAUUAUGCUAGAACUAGAUUAGCUAAUGAUGCUAAAUCAGCAAAAGGAGACGGUAAAGGUAGAGAAUUUAAUGGUUUAAUUGAUGUUUAUAAAAAGACUUUAGCUUCAGAUGGUAUUGCGGGUUUAUAUAGAGGUUUCGGUCCAUCUGUUGUUGGUAUUAUUGUUUACAGAGGUUUAUACUUUGGUGUUUAUGAUUCAUUAAAACCUGUUGUUUUAGUUGGUCCAUUAGAAGGUUCAUUCUUAGCUUCAUUCUUAUUAGGUUGGGCUGUUACUACUGGUGCUUCAACUGCUUCAUACCCAUUAGAUACCGUUAGAAGAAGAAUGAUGAUGACUUCAGGUCAAGCUGUCAAAUAUGAUGGUGCAUUUGACUGUUUCAAAAAAGUUGUUGCUGCAGAAGGUGUAGCUUCACUUUUUAGAGGUUGUGGUGCAAAUAUUCUUAGAGGUGUUGCUGGUGCCGGUGUUAUCUCCUUGUACGACCAACUCCAAAUUAUCUUAUUUGGUAAAAAAUUUAAAUAG